Rhipicephalus microplus (southern cattle tick) is the source of this 2385-nucleotide messenger RNA. Its product is annotated as cytosolic endo-beta-N-acetylglucosaminidase. The record is from RefSeq and is a predicted model, not a curated record. Gene Ontology annotation, biological process: protein deglycosylation. Lineage: Eukaryota; Metazoa; Arthropoda; Arachnida; Ixodida; Ixodidae. Gene Ontology annotation, molecular function: mannosyl-glycoprotein endo-beta-N-acetylglucosaminidase activity. Gene Ontology annotation, cellular component: cytoplasm.
CGGAUAACUGUUGCACCUGGGCGUCUUGAAUAUCUGCUGCGUCGUGCCGCUACGCAGUUCUCAUUCAAUCGCGAUCGAGCCAUAUCGAGAUCGAAUUUCUCUACCGCUAAUUGGCUGCCUCGCCAAGAGAUCCCCAAGAGGGGCCAAUCACGAACGAGAAACUCGAUCACGACUCGAGCGAGAUAUUGAUCGAAUGCAACUGUGCGAAACAGUCCGGGCAUUCUAUGUUCGAAUCGUUGUUCUUUUUUUUUAAUUAGCAUUUAGAAGUGAUGCCACAUAAACUUCGUUUCAAAGCGAAACAUUGGUCAUCAUUUGUAAAUUGGUCAUCGUGUAAAGCUACAUUUGUUUCAUAUCAUAUUUCUCCUUGUUUGCCAGGUUGAAAUGAAUAAAAUUGGUACGCCACUAGUAAUUCCAGACUUCGUUAGAGACCUCUUCACUGUGAGGAUGGCAUCUUGGCUGACCCACCGAUUUAAACCUCAUCGGCACGCGAGGAGAAGGGAGAAGAAGUUUGCCAAUGGCCAAGGUGGCAUGGGUGUGAGCCGAAACUUUAGGAUGUACAUGUAUUGAUGUCUCGGUCCGCUUCACUGUAGACAUCGCCUGGUGCAUGCGCAACGUAUUUUAACCGUUUGCCAUCGUACUCAAACCGAAGUCGCGCAUUUAAUCUCAACUGCGAUGCUCGACCCGGAGGUGACCACAGACAACGCAGUCUCCCCACUGGACACGUUAGACGAGCUUCUCAGCUUCAAGAGUCCGCCACUGUGCGCCGUGCAGCCGUUGAGGGACGUAGCGCGUGGCAGACCCGAGGACCCGAAAACCCUCCUGUGCCACGACCACAUACGCGGCUGCUAUCAACAAGACAGGUUCGUCCAUGGUUGUGCCAACCCCAAAAGCUACCGGUUCUACCACUGGCAAGUAAUCGACACCUUUGUCUAUUAUUCGCCUUACAUGGUCACCAUUCCACCUCCCGGUUGGAUAUCGGCUGCUCACCGACACGGCGUCAAAGUGCUGGGAACCUUCCUUGUCAAGUCACAUGAGGGCCCAGAUGUUCUUGACCGAAUCAGGCGUGACAACCUCUUGAUGAAAGUGGCAUCUCAGCUGGCUCUUGUUGCGAAUCUCUCCCACUUUGAUGGGUGGCUUAUCGACAUUGAGAGCAAGAUGGAUAAGUGCCAAAUUAGAUUCCUCAUGAAAUUGCUCUUAGCCAUCACCACGCAAACCCACCAGGCCGUCCCCGGUUCAUUGGUCAUCUGGUAUGACAGCAUCACGAACGACGGAACACUGCACUGGCAGAGCGAGCUGAACGAGAAAAACUGUGACUUCUUCAAACUUUGUGACGGAAUAUUCCUCAAUUCGCGCUGGACUGAGGACAUGCUCCAGGAGUCGGCGUUCUUUGCGGGCACCCGCAAGAGUGACAUUUACGUCGGCAUCGAUGUCUACGGACAGGCGACGAGUUAUGUCGGUGGCUUUGAGACAUACAGGGCGGUCGAUACGGUACGUAUGCUCGGCUUGUCGGCAGCCAUCUUUGGUGCCAGUUGGGUGUACGAGACAAAGGACAAGAGGCUGUUCGAGCAGAAUCAGGGCCGGUUAUGGAGCUUCCCCGACUACUGCUGCCCCAAAUGGUGCUUGAAAGCACCACCCGUCUCGAGCUCUUUCUGCCAGGGCUUCGGUUACAAACUGUACAAGAAAGGGAAGGUGGUGUCAAUGCGAUCGUGGUUCGACCUGUCGAAGCAGCAGCUGCAGCCACGGGACCAGAGCAAAUGGCUGUGCCAAGGAUGCGGGUCGGCUGUUAUUUACACGGACGACGCUUACGACGGGGGCGGCUGCCUUCGGCUUCGCUUCUUGCCCGACCCGAAGCAGCCAGAUGCCGUGCCUUACUUUAGGCUGUUCAACUGUGAUUUCCCGCUGGGCCGUCUGGCAGUGAGCUACACUUUCAAGCAACAGAAAGAAGACGUCUCGGUGGAGAACGACGUCGCGCUGGUCUUGAGAGCGAGAACCGGCACAGGCAAAAGGGAGGAACUCCGACUGGGCAUCGUCGUCGUGCCCGACGAGCGUUAUGCCGUGGCCCGCGAUGUCUCCCUGGCCUGCUGCAACGACAGUGUGGAUGCUUCCGGACACAGUUGGAUGACCCGGAGGUACAACAUCGAGGACCUGAGGGCCGCCGCCGACUGCGCCAUUCUGGAAGAGAUAGGCAUUUCGUUUGUCUCGACGCAAGCAAACGUUUGCCUGCUGGGCGAACUCGUGGUGGAAAGACCACAAAGUGGCAACUGGGAAGCAGCCGCCGGCAAGGACGGGAACGCCUCCGACGACUCCGGUCCCGACAGUGCAAUAUCUAGCGACGAACUUGAAUUAGAAGACACUCGGCAAGCUGGAGACAUCACGUCGCAAUAG